Plasmodium reichenowi is the source of this 2343-nucleotide messenger RNA. RefSeq names its product glutamyl-tRNA(Gln) amidotransferase subunit A, putative. The record is from RefSeq and is a predicted model, not a curated record. Gene Ontology annotation, molecular function: catalytic activity. The coding region runs from base 1 to 2343 and encodes 780 amino acids. The transcript has a single exon. Lineage: Eukaryota; Apicomplexa; Aconoidasida; Haemosporida; Plasmodiidae.
AUGUACCUUUUUUUUUUCAUAAAAAUAUUUUAUAUUAUUAUUAUAUUUUAUAAUAUUGAAAAAGUCAACAAUUAUAAAUCUUCUUGUAAUUUACUCAUAAAAAAUAACAAACUUAUAAGAAAAUCAUCUUUUCAUCAUCCUAAAAAAUGUUCAUCAAACAUAAAUAAUAAUGUUCCUAAAUUAUUAUGUACAGAAAAUAAGAAGCAAGGAAAAAAUAGAAAAACCAAAAAAAAAAAUAUAUAUAUAUAUAUAAAAAAAAAUAAAAAAUGCAGAGAUAUAAAAUGGGAACUUAUUAAAAAAACUUGCUUAACCUUUAUACCAGCAAGCAAAAUAAACAACAACAUGUUAUUUAAUAAACAUAACGAUAACAACAAAAAAAAAACAGAUCAUUUAAAAGAUAACAAAAUAUAUAAUGUUAUCGAAAAAAAAUAUUUUUAUAAUCAACAUGAUUCUUAUGAUGAAUUAAAUUCUUCAGAAAUAUAUCAAAUAAGGAAACAAAUUCUUAAUAGUCAUAAAAAUAAGCUAAAACAUAUUUUCGAAAAGCACAUAACUAAUAAAAUAUGUAAUCAUAAUAUUAAUAAAUAUAAUAGCUUUACUUAUAUAUAUUCCAUGAAUAAAAUCCAUAAACAAAUUGAUAGACUCUACAAUAUAUAUGCAAAAUGGAAUGCAAUAAACAAACAAAAUAAAGCAACACAAAAAAAUAGGAUUAAAAAAUUACCAAAAUUAUUUGGAAUACCCAUUGUUCUUAAAGAUAAUAUUAUUACUAAAGGAAUACCUACAAAAGCAGGUAGCAAAAUAUUAUUGAAAUAUAUACCAACUUAUGAUAGUACUGUUGUAAAGAAAUUAAAAAAAUACGGUGCCGUGAUUAUUGGGAAAACACAUAUGGAUGAAUUUGCUAUGGGCUCAUGUACAAAUAAAUCAAAGAAUCCAUUUAAUGAAACCAUUUUAUCAUGUGGUGGUUCUUCCGGUGGAUCAGCUACCUGCGUUGGUUCCAGAAUUUUUAAUUGUUCCAUAAAUACAGAUACAGGAGGUUCCAUCAGAACUCCUGCUGCCUUAUGUGGUUGUAUAGGAUUCAAACCUAGUUAUGGUAGGAUAAGUAGAUAUGGAAUUAUACCUUAUAAUGAAGAAACGGAUGUCGUCGGAUUUAUUGUUAAUAAUGUGUUUGAUUGUAGUAUAUUAUUAGAUGCUUUGUGUGGUAAGGAUGACAGGGAUAUUACUACUAUACAUAUUGAGGAUAUGGCCGAAAAUGAAAUGGAAUAUGGAAAGGAAGAUCAUAAAAAAGAUGAUGAUAAUAUAAGAAACAAUAUCAAAUGUGAUGAUAAUAUAAGAAACAAUAUCAAAUGUGAUGAUAAUAUAAAAAACAAUAUCAAAUGUGAUGAUAAUAUAAGAAACAAUAUCAAAUGUGAUGAUCAUAAAUGUGGUAAGGGAAAAAUGAAAUUCUUCUCUUUAUUAAAAAAAUAUUAUUACUCAAAUACUUUUCAGAGUAGUACACCAUUAAAAAAUAUAACAUUUGGUUAUAUUAAUGAAAAUAAUUUAAAAGAAUAUUUUGUAGACAAUAUUAUUAAUAAAAAUUAUAUAUAUGUAAUAGAAAGUAUGAAAAAGCUAGGUUCAUCUUUUAAACAAAUAGAGUUACCAAAUUUAAUAGAUUAUUGUUAUUUAUAUUAUUUAUAUUCGAUGACUAUAGCAAACAGUAAUUUAUCAAGAAUUAAUGGAAUAAAUUAUAAUAUGCAUAAUAUAAAUAAAGAAUCAAACUUUAUAAAAAAUGUAAGAUCUAAUUUAAUAGAUGAUCAUGUAUUAUCUAGAAUUAUAUCUGGGUCAAUUAUUUCUUCUUAUUUUCAAAACAAAAAAAAUGACAUAACAUAUAUCUUUUAUAUAAUGAAAGAAUACUUAAUUUAUACAUUGAAGGAAAUUUUUAAAAAAGGUGUAAAUUAUAUUUUAUUACCAUCAUUACCAAGAUCUAAUAAUUUAAAAGAUGAGGAUCAUAAUAAUACAAAUUAUUCUAAUGAACAUUUAUUAAAAAAGAAUAUAAUUUAUGAACAUAAAAUUUCAACAAAUGAUAUAGAUAAUUAUAAAGAUAAUAUAAUAAUAAAUAAUACAACUCAUGGAUAUAAUAAAUAUAUGAAAGAAAUAUUUUCGGUCAUAUCAUCUAUUAGUGGGUUCCCAAGUAUGGUUAUACCCGUAGGUACAUUUACAAACAAAUUUAAUGAGCCCUUAUCAUUUCAAAUAAUCGGUGAUAAUUUAAACGAAUUAGGUUUAUUAAAAGUUGCCUUGGCGUAUAAGCAACAUAUGCAAGUUAAUAAAAAAUUAUAUGAAAAUUUAAAAAUUCAUCAAAAAGGAAGGUAA